UGCCGAAUGGCAUUUUCCGCAACUACUUCUCUAGACUCGUAAUAAGUCGUAAGUCAGAACUCAACUGCAUUGCCUGGUUAUGGGUUUUGCACCUCUAAAACAUUAGUUAGUACUGUAUUUAAUUAUAAUUCAUGAAAUGGUGAAGGGUCAGAAAUCGUUUUAUGUCUUAAUUCAGAGUUUAUCAAAUCUAAAUUCCUGCAUAUGAUUCACAGCUAAUCAUAACCCUCAACUUCUAUUUUUAUAUUGGUGAAAUCCAAAAUUAUCUGGUUUGAAAACUACAAAGAAUUCAGCUUCAGACAAAAAAGAUAUGAGCAUGUUGAAUGAGCCAUUGAUUUUCCAAGAAAAUCAGACCCCUACUCCAUUUCCAACAGCUCUUCUCAAUUAUCUAUAUGUUGGCCAUUUCCUAUCUAGAUGGAGUGCCAGGAUGUGGGAAUUCUCUGUUGGUUUGUACAUGAUCAACGUCUGGCCAGAUUCUUUGCUCCUAACGGCUGCUUAUGGUGUGGUGGAGUCUGCUUCUACGGCAUUGUUUGGUCCCGUCAUUGGACAGUGGGUGGAUAGGUUGACAUAUGUUAAGGUUCUCCAACUUUGGUUGUUAAGCCAAAAUCUCUCAUUUAUUGUUGCUGGAGGUGCCGUAAUCGCUCUUUUAAUCCGUGCAGACUUGAUAUCUGCCAAUUUUAUGGCAUUUAUCUCACUUGUCAGUUUAAUUAAUAUCUCUGGAGCUAUUGGUGUACUUUCUACUCUUGCCGGAACCAUCUUGAUCGAAAGAGAAUGGGUAGUCGUAAUAUCAGAAGGCCACCCUCCUGGGCAGCUAACGAAGAUGAAUUCAGUCAUAAGACGAAUAGAUUUGAUUUGCAAGCUAUUCGCCCCGGUCAUUACUGGUUUUAUUAUCAGUUUUGUUUCUCUAACUGCAUCAGCCAUGACUCUAGCACUUUGGAACGUUAUAUCGGUGUGCUUAGAAUACUGGCUUCUUACAUCUGUAUACAAUGGUAUUCCAGCUCUAAGUGAGAGCAGCCUGAGGAGGGCAUCAAGAUCUACGCCAACACAUUUGGAUUUAAGCCCCUCUAUUUCUCAUGAACAGAAAAACUUGCUUCAUUCAGAUGGAGUUGGCUUGGAACAAUCUGAAAAUUGUUGGAGGAAAAUAGUCGGGUCAAUCUCAAGAUUACCUUGCGUUAGCGCAUGGAAAGUGUACUUGCAGCAAGAUGUAGUCCUCCUAGGGCUGGCCCUUGCCUUACUCUUUUUCACCGUACUCAGCUUCGGAACAUUAAUGACUGCUAUGCUGGAAUGGGAGGGAAUUCCUGCAUAUGUCAUUGGAAUUGCACGUGGAGUAAGCGCAACAAUAGGGAUAGCUGCAACAUUCCUCUACCCCAUCUUAGAAUCACAUAUUUCAACACUUCGAAGCGGUCUUUGGUCAAUAUGGUCCCAGUGGACUUGCCUGUUGGUAUGUGCAGCCUCGAUAUGGGUCCAUAAGAAAUUUCUAUCGGUAUUUAUGCUUAUGGCUGGCGUGGCUGCAUCGCGCUUGGGUUUGUGGAUGUUUGACUUAUCGGUCAUUCAGCAAAUGCAGGAUCAUGUAGGUGAAAGUGAUCGCUGUGUGGUAGGCGGAGUUCAAAACUCACUACAGUCUGUUCUGGAAUUGAUGACUUAUCUGUCGGGCAUAAUUAUAUCCAAUCCCCAGGAUUUUUGGAAGUUAAUCAUGUUAUCUUUCCUCUUGGUGACGCUGGCUGCAACUUUGUACAGUAUACAUGUAUAUCGGGUUAGGAAGCACCUCUUUCACUUUGACAAGUUCUAUUUUCUCGUCCGUUGUUUAGUAAGAUCAUCUUAGACUCUGCACUGAUAAAUAUGGUAAACAUAUUGUAUUACUACUUUCUAUUUAGCAGUAGCAUUUAGGCAGCUUGUGGUCAAACAAUUACGCCAAGAGACGUGCUCCUCCCCUGUUCAAGUUUUUUUUACAUGCAAUUUUCUGAAUUACUUUUUGGUAGAAAGCUCCAUUGUUUUCAGCAA
Messenger RNA from Nicotiana tabacum (common tobacco), 1998 nucleotides. Its product is annotated as solute carrier family 40 member 2. Gene Ontology annotation, molecular function: iron ion transmembrane transporter activity. Gene Ontology annotation, cellular component: membrane. The record is from RefSeq and is a predicted model, not a curated record. Lineage: Eukaryota; Viridiplantae; Streptophyta; Magnoliopsida; Solanales; Solanaceae. Gene Ontology annotation, biological process: iron ion transmembrane transport.